This is a messenger RNA of Neoarius graeffei (lesser salmon catfish), 5281 nucleotides long. RefSeq names its product ring finger protein 41 (gene rnf41). Gene Ontology annotation, cellular component: endoplasmic reticulum tubular network. Bases 323 to 1279 code for a protein of 318 amino acids. Gene Ontology annotation, biological process: protein ubiquitination. The transcript has 7 exons. Lineage: Eukaryota; Metazoa; Chordata; Actinopteri; Siluriformes; Ariidae. The record is from RefSeq and is a predicted model, not a curated record. Gene Ontology annotation, molecular function: ubiquitin protein ligase activity; zinc ion binding.
AACCACGGCCUCUCCGCAUGACGGAGUGCCCGACUGUAGCCAAUAGGACGCGGUUUGGGACGGAGCCUGGAGGAAGGGCUUAUAAGUGACCCACGCAUCGCUUUUUGCUAAGGAAGAGGAAGGUGGUGUUUCACAGACGUUAUAGAAAUUUUGGGGACCUCGCAGUAAUCGAGGAAAGACACGGGUACUGGACCUGGUUCUGAAAGUGAGGCGUGAUGAGGUUUUCGUAGGAGGACACCCACUCCAUCUGACCCCUGAGGAGACUGAGCAGCAGGAAAACAUGAGGCUUGAGUGAGGUAUAAGAGCGCUCCAGUAAUGUGCCAUGGGGUACGACGUCACCAGGUUCCAGGGGGAAGUGGAUGAGGAUCUGCUUUGUCCCAUUUGCAGUGGAGUGCUAGAGGAGCCAGUGCAGGCCCCGCACUGUGAGCAUGCCUUCUGUAACGCCUGCAUCACGCAGUGGUUUGCGCAGCAGCAGAUCUGCCCUGUGGACCGCACCGUGGUGACGCUGGCACACCUGCGGCCGGUGCCACGCAUCAUGCGCAACAUGCUGUCCAAACUGCAGAUCUCGUGCGAUAAUGCAAGCUUCGGCUGCACGGCAACGCUGCGCCUCGACCAGCUCCAAUCUCAUCUCAAAGACUGCGAGCACAACCCCAAACGACCCGUCAUCUGCGAGGAGGGCUGCGGGUUGGAGAUGCCCAAAGACGAGGUGCCGAAUCACAACUGCAUCAAGCACCUGCGCAGUGUUGUGCAGCAGCAGCAGACCAAGAUCGCGGACUUGGAGAAAACGGCAGCUGAGCACAAACACCAGCUGGCGGAGCAGAAACGGGACAUCCAGCUCCUCAAAGCGUACAUGAGGGCGAUCCGAAGCGCAAACCCCAACCUGCAGAAUCUGGAGGAGAGCAUCGAGUAUAACGAGAUCCUGGAGUGGGUGAACUCGCUGCAGCCUGCCCGUGUGACACGCUGGGGAGGCAUGAUCUCGACCCCUGACGCCGUCCUGCAGGCCGUCAUCAAGCGCUCGCUCAUCGACAGCGGCUGUCCUCUCUCUAUAGUCAACGAGCUCAUCGAGAACGCCCACGAGCGCAACUGGCCUCAAGGCCUGGCUACGCUGGAGACGCGCCAAAUGAACCGGCGCUACUACGAGAACUACGUAGCCAAACGCAUCCCAGGCAAACAGGCCGUGGUGGUGAUGGCGUGUGAGAACCAGCACAUGGGCGAGGACAUGAUCCUGGAGCCGGGAUUAGUCAUGAUCUUCGCUCACGGAGUGGAGGAAAUCUUAUAGUCAGGACUGGGAGAAGGGUCAGCUCUCCUCCGGGGUUUAGAUCUUCACCUCAUCAAGGACAUGUACCAACAAGAGAGGACAUGAUGUAUGAAGGAACAGAAUGAACUGUGUAUGUGCUGAGGAUGAAAACCUCCAGCCUUCCUGUUGCCUUAAAAAAAUUUAAUAAAAAAAAAUAAAAAGAAGGAAAGCAGACUUUGAAUAAAACACUCUGAAAUGUAAAACCACGAAGAAAUGCUGGAGCUUUAUCAUUUAUCACCACUGACAGAAUGAAUCAAAGUCUCUUUACCACUUUAACGCUGUUUUACAAAAUGUCCUUUUCCGAUCCUGUAAUGUAAAUGAUCUCGUGUUUGUAAAUACGGAAGAUUUAUGGAAGAAAUAUAAACAUAUAUGCUAUCUAUUCUUGGUAUCUUAGAAUAGCGAAGACUUUUUUAAAUAAAGUCGUGAGGAUUAGCACGCCAGUACAGAGGCUUAUCCCAACUCUGAUUGGGUUUAGCGCAUACAUUUUAUAAUAUAUAAAUAAACUAUUAUAUGGACACGAGCGUUUUACUGGGAAUUACGCCACUCCUAUUUUUCAGCCGGGCUCCAUCUGGGACAUGGAGAAGCAAAACCGUGACCUAAAUCUGUCACUCAUGAGGAAACCAAUGAAUUGUUUUUGGGGACUUUUUGUUUGUCGAUUUAUAAUAAAAAAAAAAAAAAUUUAAAAAUCACACGCUAGCUUGAAGAUAUGAAGUUUAUCUUCUCAUGUUGAGAAACUGGUAUCUUUCAUGAGUGGCGUUUAAAUAAAAUUGGCUGGCUUUGUUCUCGUGGUCUAUCAAAUCUAUUCAGCUAGCGUGAUACUGAACGAGUCGAAGACGAGUAGCUUAAUGGAAUAUAUCUGAUGGACCAUAAAUUAUUAUACAUAUGCAUUCCUUUCGGGUGUUCAACUCGUCUUUCUCUUUCAGAAUUCCCUCAAAAUCCUCCGUAUUCAAUGAAGCAAACCUGGCAGCCAUGUUUGUUUAUUUACAAAUUGUCCCAGUCGCUUGCUAGGAUGGAAGUUUUACGUCUCCACUGUGUGAUGUCAUGUUGUCUUGGCAACCAUGCAAUAUCAUGAACCGUAUUCAACGCUCAUUCUCUGGUAGAGUGACGUAAUACACGUAGGAUAAGCGAUAUGCUAAGAAUAUUGCAUGCUAUCAAACCAAAGGAAUGAAACCCGCUAGAAGGGAAUAGAACGCGUUUUUAUUCCAUCGAAAAAGUAUGUAUAAAAAUUCCUGAUAUUUCACACUGAUGUCACUCCCAGUGUUUUCCCGCUGACUAGACGUGCGUUGUCGAAAUGGUGAACCGGUUCAAAAUUAAAUUUUUUUUUUUUUUUAUUUUAAAUGGAUGUCCAUAUAAUAUAAAGAACAUUACACGGGGGUGCGAAGAUGUGAAGUUUAUCUUCUCGUGUUGAAAAUAUUUUGCUUGUUCACGUCGCUCACUUGUGAAAUGGGUCCACCGCUCAAAGAUAAACUUCAUAUCUUUGUGCCACUGUGUUAUUUUUUUUAUAUAUAUAUAAAAUAUGCAUUAAGCAUCUUAAACGUGUAUAACGAGGUUGUUUAGUGUGCUGCUUUCUGUCUGUGAUCUCUGUGCUAGCUUCAGCUGCAUUAGCCGAUCCUGAUCAAGGCUGUGUGGGUCAGAAGAAUAAGCCUGUACGGUCCAGACCUCUGAAAGAAGGAACAUGAUCUCUUUGACAUCUGCUAAACUGCUGGCACUUAGAGUGAGAGGAAUGAGCGAGAGAGCGUGCAGGGAACUCUGUGGGCUGUAAUUGUUCAUUACCUCUGAACUCGACCACGGCUUCAACUGUGGCUUUUGAUUCAUUUCUAGUUGCAUAUGAUUUUCAGAGCUACAUCAUGUUCCUACUUUUCUCACACUAAUUUAUUCCCGAUCCUUCCAGCUCGUGAGGAGAGUAAUUCCUCCCACCCAGAGAUUUCUAUCAGAAAAUAAUCACAUUACUGAUUUAAUCAAGGAACAGUCAAGUCUAACCUGAGGAUGCGUCCUAAUGUGUUCCUGUUUUAAAAGAUAAUCGAGAUGAUUGAAAUAAUUCAGGUCGCGGAGAGGAAAAAUAAUCACAUUUUUGUCGAAAUAGAUCAAAUCCUGCCCCACACCCACGCUUGCUUGAUCUGUGCUUAAAUCCAGCCACUUGGUCUCUUCCUUUGUCUCAAUGCCACUUAGUGUUUGCUUCUUUAUAUUUUGUGUAAUUAAUUGGUUAAGGAAUAGUGACUGAUUUUGAGAUUAUUUUGCUUUUUUUUUUUUUGUCUUGGUAUUUUUUUUUUCUCUUUGUAUAUAGUGGAUUUUAAACGAAGUUCUGGUGUAAUUCUUGUGCUACGGUUGUCUUUUGUUCACGCUACCAAAGUGUUUUGUGAGUUUUUUUUUUUUUAACAUUUAAAAAAAAAAAUUUUUUUUGGUUCUGCAAAGAAAACAUGAUCUCUCUUGUACAUCCUGAUGAUGUAUGUCGUCAUGCUCACUUUUAUUUAGACUCGAAUGUCAGGUGCGUCAUUCACACGGCUGCACGUCGACGCGUGAAACGUUCACGUCGGUCAGUGCUACGUGUACAGCACUGCGUAAAAGUCUUGGGAACGUAGAAGAUGAAGAAACUAUCCAAAGUACAACUUUAAUGAGAUGUAAAAAUUUCUAUACAUCUCAUAAAUGAUUACAAAUAAGACUGGUAAAAGAAGAAAAAUCAAAUCAGGAUUUAAUUAAACAUUCAUUUUUAUAAUGAAAUAUGUAAACUAAUGUUUCUAAAAUUUAAGCAGAUUUGACCACCUUUGUCUUUCUGUACACUUUGGAGCUUGGUAAUAAACGUACAAUAAUAAAUAUACAACAUAUAAAAAUAUAAUAGUCAACUGUAGUGCAAUCAAAUUGCUAAUUUAAAAAAAAAGGCAAAAAUGGAGAGGAGGAUUUAAUAAAUUCUGAAAAAUCAUUCAUUUAAAAAAUAUAUAAAAUUGUAAGAACUGACUUUUUCUGCAAAUUUUGUCUGUUUAAAGUCACAUCUGUUUUUUUUUUUUUUAAUAAUUUUCCUCUCACUGACCGACUGGUGAAAGAAAAUGUAAGUUUCUAAAAAUAUAAUUUUCUACUAGUGUAGAAAAUUAAAAAAAAUAUUCCAACAUAUAGAAUUUAUUAAAUAAUUGCGCACCUAAGACUUUUCCCCAGUACUGUGCGUUUUUUCCUUUUCAUUUCCAAAGUCAUGUUAAAUGCUUUAAUUUAAAUGCUUUUCAAAAAAUAUCCUUUGACAGUUUAAAAAGAAAAAAAAAGCACUGAAGUGCUUACAUAUUUAUUCGUCCUGUAGUCCACUAUUCAUAAAUAUGCAAAUUAGAUGCAUCUCAUGUAGUAAAUUGAUUGGUUGUUGUGUUUUAUGAUGCAGUAACACGGUCACAUGAUCAGUACUUUUUCUUUUUUUUCCUCCCUCAGUGAGGUUUUCAGAAUCCUGUUACGAGUUUUCACACUUCCCCACACACUUUAUCCAGAAAGGACUUGAUCAUAAACUUCUGUAUUUAAAAAAAAAAAAAAAACCAUCCGUAAUACUGAUGUUUUCAACUAGACUGUGAAUUCUACAUCUUGACUGAUAAUCAAGAAUAAUCAGCAUUUGUAAUCGUAUUAUACUUGGUUCAUACUUCUACAUAUUUCCACCAUUAGGUGUUUCGUAUCCAUGACCACGUGUGAAGGUUUGACGUUUUAGUCCCAACCUGAUCGUUUUCUGCCCUAAAGCAUGGUUGUAGUGUACGUGGUGGAAAGAAGGAGCGAGUGGAUAGCUGUGCUGUGAUGUGACGCGAGACUGACGCGUUGUGUGACCUACCGCAGGGUUUACUGGCUGAUGUUCGUGUCUCGUCCUGUCGAAGCCAAACUGCUCCGUUUUUUUUUUUUGCAGUGCAAUGUCUUUAUGGCUGUGGCGCUGUUUACUGUUUACCUCUGUCACUCUUUUGUCUUGUGUGUUUUUUUUUUUGUUUGUUUGUUUUUGACAAUAUUAAUAAACAGAUAUUUAUUUCCGAA